Molecule: messenger RNA, 3542 nt
Organism: Vitrella brassicaformis
Lineage: Eukaryota; Vitrellaceae
Source: the annotation of a GenBank genome assembly
CGGGCAAGAUGGACCAUUCAACGUGGACCAGCAGCACUGUUGAGGAGGACCACAGGAGAGCAGCGUUGUCUUCACAUCAUGGGAUCAGCCAUCAUUUCAAUCUGGCCAAGUUUAAAGACGCGCAACGUUCUCAGCCUGGAGGCGACGAGCUCGAGAAAGCGCUGCAGCAGCAGCAGUACACAGCCGCGUUGCAACCACCGCCACUCAUUGCAAGCCCCCUUAAGACGGAUCUGCUGAUUCAGCAGCGCUUACCAUCUGGAUGGAACACUGUCCCGUCUUUCGGCGGCCUGAUCAUGAGUGCCAGUGUGGGUCAGCCGGGGGGACGGAUGGCAGCUGCAGCGCACGACCCGUACGCGGCCGUGCCGCCGGGAACGUACACGAGUUCGCCGCCAUCUGCGUCCCGCUCCCUCACCUCCGAGCCGCCCGAGAGACAGGAGACAGGGAGAGAGGUGGAAGACAACAGUCGGGCCGCUGGCGGGUCAGAGAGGGUAUCAAUCCCUCGUCUGUCCAUCCACCGCAUUGAGGGGCAGCUCGAUGACAACACCACGCUCGGAGCCCUCCCCUUUCUGCCGGGAAGAGACAGCAGGCAUCGUGAGCAAAAUCCAGAGCCCCCAGACGCAGAUCUGCCAUCAGCUCCACCACGCGCCGACAACAGAAGCCACGACCCGACCAACACCCGUGGCUGCCUUCUACUGCAGCCCGUCCGUCACGUCCACCACAGCCGCAGACACGUUGGUGUAUCGGUGAGUGAUGGCGACCGACGUGAGUGCGAGGCGACGGCGGAUGAGGUGACCAUUGCGCAGCUGAGAAAGGAGCUGAAGGACUUGUCGCGGAAACGGCGGAUGCACCAGACUAGCCAGCAUGCCAAUGACACACCCAAAUUGCCUGUAAGGGGCAGCCGGAAGAGCAGUCCUGAUAGAAGAAAAGAUCUUGCACGACAUGUGUGUAUGUUAUGGCCAGACGAAGAGAAGUGAGGCCACCCCGUCGACGUUCAAUGAUGCCUUCCACGACUCUCAACUCACCGCGUCUGAGGUACAUACGUACGCAAGCAAGAGACCGCCAUUGCAUUGCCCUUCCUAUUCUGUCUGUCUGUCGGUCUGUCUGUCUCUCUCCACAGGUGGAUCAUUCCCAGCUGACGCGGCUUCGCCUCGAGCAGGAGAUUCACCAGAGAGACAGGCAGCUGCACACCCUGCUCGGUAAGUCCGCCCCCUGACCAACCAUACGCACUGUCGAUCGACUUGGCUUCCUGCCUGCCUGCCUGCGUGCAGAUUGGAAGGAGUCGGCGGCCGCGCACAUGAGAGAGCUGCAGGGGAGGCUUGAUAACAUGGCCGAGGAGAACGCCAUGCUCAAGGAGGAGCGGAUGCAUGCAAUCGCUACCGCACAGGUGCGCUUUGUCGGAAACGCCAUAGAUACUUUGCACACACCUGUGUAUACAGACAGACCGAUUCAGUGCUAACGAGUGUAUGUAUGCCAUCGAUUGCAAUGUUUCUGGCAGGAUGAGGUUGAGCGGAUGGCCUGGGAGCUUCAGCAGUCAACAUCGCACAAUGAAGAGCUCACAAGAAAGCAUGAGCGCCUGGAGAAGUCACUCGAGCGCUCUCAAGCCCUGCUCAGAGAGAAAGAGGCGCAACUGACGGCGACAAUGCUGCAUCUUCAACCCUCAUGCAAAGACGUAAGUAAGCUCCACAUCCACACGUCCCUCUCUAUCGCCUCUCGACCCAGCCCCAUUGCAUGUCAUGUCUCUGCCUGCAGGCUUCAGUUCAAUGCAGCCGAGUGUCGACUCCAUCCUCCCCCAGACCAUCUGUGGCGGCUCUCACUUCCCCCUUAUUUGCAACACUGAGGCCGCACUGCCCCUCACCAGCAGCGGCUUCACCAGCAGCAGUAUUCGCGGCGACACACAGCUUGCCGAUUGACGCUCGCCGCACCAUCAAGCCUGACAGGCUGCAGCAGAAAUCCUUGCGAAGGCGGCAGAUGACCCCGCGAGCCUCCCAAAUGGCGUCACUGCGUGCCUCAUGCCGCCUCAUGGAGCAGCAGCUGAGGGUACUGCUGGAUGAGCAGCAGAGACGCAACGCACAGCAUGGUGCGGCGGGGAAUGAGGAGGAUGUCCCGUCAGCAAGGUCCGCAGCAUCAAGCAAUGACAUGCCUCCCGAGCCCGUCACGCCGCCUGUCCCCAUUGUCCCCAUGCCCAUGCCCAUGACGGCCAAGGAGAAGACGAUGGACAGAGGGAGGCGUGUGUGCCGUGAGGACAUCCAUCUGCCGUCGAGGAUGCGGGCGUCCACCUUUGUGGUGUCUGAUGCCGACGUCCAGCCGCUGGCCAUGGUGCCGCGGCACACGACGGAGGAGACGACGUAUGUGGAGCCGGACUUACAGCAAUAUCAGCAUGAACCGACGAGUGGUGAUGACAGGAGACACGAUAUAAGAGCCUGCAGGAGACAGCCGCCGCCAUUUACUGGCCAGAUGGAGAGGCACACUCCAUCAGCCUGUCCUUCCAACACGAGUGCCGCCUCGCCCCUCGACCGCUACGAGGCACAACUGUGGCUGAAGCUGCAACGGCUCGACCACAAAUCACCAGCAAUAGCAACAGCAGCAACGACCCAUCACGGCAAACACGUCCAGGCACCUGUGCCGCGCUUUAUGACGAGAGAGAGGGAGAGAGACAAAGAGAGAGGGGGGCGGAGGGGGGCAGGGGUGGGAGUGAUGGAAGACAUGGACACGGGGCCGUCCUCAUACACCCACGCGUUCGAGCGGCGGCGCAUGACACGACAAGUGGCUGGGAGGCAAGUGGGCGGAUGGGACAAUGGUGGCACAUCUGUGUGUGGGGAGCCACUCGGCAGACUCAACCAACUGGUACGCAUAUAUGUUUGCCGAUCGUUGCAUGUGUCAGCUGCAGCGUUGAUUGAUGUUGUGUGUGGAUGUACAUGUGUGGUGUCAGGCGUGUGAGCAGCGCCUGAGGGUCACGACACUUGCAGACAAGCUCGCCAGCAUCAGACGGGCGCGAGAUGUGCGAUUGAGAGCGACACACAAUAAGUGACCCCACUUGUCGAGUCGACCACUACACCUCAUCCCUCUCAUGCGAUUGACUGUCAAAAAACAGCACACGCGACAUUGGCUGAAGGACGGCGACAGAGAAACACCCACCCCUUUUGACCAAAAGGGCCGGAUAAAAAGAGAUGCAGGCAGGCAGGCGGGAAGCUAGGCAUACAGAAAGGCACGCACGAGCACUGACGCGACACAUGGCUGCCUGUCUGCAUGGAAGUGUCCAUCUGUGUACUGUACGCAUGUGCGUAUCUCUCAUACGUCGACCUUUUCGCUGGCGUAUUCGUCUCCACUUCACCAUGCAGCCUGCCUGACCAGCUCGGCCUUUGCCGUGGCUCCGUCUUCAUCUCUGCAGCAACAAACAGACACAAACAUGUGUGUGUGUGACGUGACUCGUCUGCGUCUAUGUCGGGAUUGGUCUUGUUCCGUGAAGAUACAGCGCUUUCAGUAUCGCGUAGCAUCUUGACACGCACAAUAUCAUUGGGAGGGUUUGGGAGUGUGUGUUGGCG